AUGGCUGCUAUGGCCUCAAACGAAAUGUCUGCAGAUGGUGCAUCUAAUCAAUACUCUGCACCAGCACCGCAAAUGAGUAGUCAAGCUCCUGCUGGCUCAAAUGCUGCACCGAGUUCACAGCUUCCGGGCCAUGCUUCAUUUAGAAGCGACCGAGGAGAGACAGUCGACGAACGGUCACCUCAAGUUGAUUCCCCGAAUACCCAAACUCCUAGGACUACUAUCACCUAUAACACUCAAGAUGGAACACCUUCGACUUCUCUCACGGAAGCUCAAGCCCGCCAGCGGGAGAAUGACGAAACUACUUACGCCCAAUUCAUGAAGCCUAAAUUCACCAGAGCGCCCAUAAAAGAGGCAGGAAGAGUGGCAUAUCUGGGAGAAUCAUCGAAUUUGACAUUACUCGUACAUGAUCGACAUGGCAACGCGGACGUUGUGCAUUAUCCUUUACCGGAAAAUAUUAGGGGAUCCAGGGCGAGGUUGACGGAAUUGGAUAACGUGGAAAUCGAUAUCCUACAUCAACGGGGAGCAUUUUUACUUCCUCCUAGAUCUCUCUGUGAUGAAUUGGUUGAUGCAUAUUUCAAGUGGGUUGCCCCAAUUGUGCCUGUAAUCAAUCGGAACAGAUUUAUGAGACACUAUCGAGAUGCCAAAAACCCACCUUCACUUUUGUUACUGCAGGCUAUCCUUCUGGCUGGAUCCAGGGUCUGCACAAAUCCUCAGUUAAUGGAUGCCAAUGGAUCAACAACCCCUGCUGCCUUGACAUUUUACAAGCGCGCUAAAGCCCUAUACGACGCGAACUAUGAGGAUGACAGGGUUACAAUUGUACAGGCUUUGGUUCUGAUGGGAUGGUAUUGGGAAGGACCGGAAGAUGUGACGAAGAACGUGUUUUAUUGGAGCAGGGUGGCGACUAUUGUAGCACAAGGUUCGGGCAUGCAUAGGAGCGUUGAAGGUUCUGCACUCAGCAAAGCUGACAAGAGGCUUUGGAAGAGGAUUUGGUGGACAUUGUUUACCCGUGACCGAUCUGUUGCCGUCGCUCUAGGCCGCCCCGUGCAUAUCAAUACUGAUGAUUCCGACGUGGAGAUGGUCAGUGAGGAUGAUUUUAUCGAGGAUGAGAAUGAUCAGCCAGCCGAAUUUCCCCAAGAGCCGAUCCAUGUCCAAUUUUUUCUUCAAUAUGUUAAGCUUUGCGAAAUCAUGGGGUUGGUUCUCUCACAACAAUACAGCGUGGCUUCAAAAGCUCGACGGCAAAAUGCGAUUGACCUUACCCACAGUGAUAUGGCCUUGGCAGACUGGCUUUCUCACUGUCCUAAGGAGGUAUAUUGGGAAAUGCCUCGACAUCAAUUCUGGGCAGCUUUGCUACAUUCAAAUUACUACACAACACUAUGCUUAUUACACCGAGCACAUAUGCCACCCGCUACUACACAGAGGGGUGGUUAUGAGGAAAACGUAUAUCCGUCUCGGACUAUCGCAUUUCAAGCCGCAGGUAUGAUUACCUCCAUCAUCGAGAAUCUAUCAGCACAUGAUGAGCUUCGAUACUGCCCAGCAUUCAUCGUUUACAGUCUAUUUUCUGCCUUGAUCAUGCAUGUUUAUCAAAUGCGAUCCUCAGUACCUUCCAUCGUCGCAGCUACCCAAGAGCGAAUGCGCGUAUGUAUGAAUGGCUUGAAGAAUGUAUCGAGAGUUUGGCUCGUAGCUAAGAUGGUCUACACACUGUUUGAGUCCAUCUUGGGAAAUAAGGUUCUCGAGGAGCGCCUUCAGAAAGCUGCUGGGAAACGGCAUAAACGCAUGGCGCAAGGCAUUAGCGAUGGCCUCAACCAGGCCAAAAAUGACGGCCUGAAGAGAAAAUAUGACGAUAUGUCACUGGACUUCGGUGUAAGCAGUGGACCAGCACCACAGGAAUCGUAUGAGCGGUCCAGACCACAAACACCUAGUCAAGGAUUUAAUUCCUCCUCGAUGCCUGCACCGCCCAUUACAUCGCCCAAUCAAAGACAGAAUCGAGACACAUUCAUGGGAGGCUCUAGUUCUCGCCCUCAGACACGUCCAGCUACACCAUUCAACCCCUCAUAUUCCGUUCCGGCCACACCCCCAGAUCUCUAUCUCGUUACUAGAAACUCCCCAAACAUAUCGCAAUCUCUCUGGGAGAACUUUCAACCAGAUCAAUUGUUCCCUGAAGGUGGCCCUGGUCUAAAUAAUAUCCAAUUCUCCCCGCCAAGCCAUCCCAAUCUUGAUCCGAACCUCAUGCCCAAUCUCGGUGCACCCCAACAGCCAAUUUCGAAUCAGAAUCAAUCAAAUCAACUGCCUCAACGCAUGCAACGAGGCCAGCCUGGAAUGAGUAGUAGUCCUACCCAAGGAGGCAAUAUGCUUCCAUCUGGAGUUCCCAAUUAUGGCAUGAACCAAAAUAUUUGGCAGCAAGGCUUUGAACAGACAAUGCAUGAGCCUCAAGGCCAAAGUCCUAGUGAUACCUGGAGUAAUAGUUCUGCGCAGGCUGUUCCUACAACCUUGAACGUAGAGGAUUGGUUUCAAUUCUUUGGAAUUAAUGGGGAUUUGACAGGUAUGAAUGGUGAUGUCCCAUUAGCUUGA
Sclerotinia sclerotiorum 1980 UF-70 is the source of this 2568-nucleotide messenger RNA. RefSeq lists its product as hypothetical. The transcript is spliced from 3 exons. NCBI's taxonomy places the organism in Eukaryota, Fungi, Ascomycota, Leotiomycetes, Helotiales, Sclerotiniaceae. The record is from RefSeq and is a predicted model, not a curated record. The coding region runs from base 1 to 2568 and encodes 855 amino acids. Gene Ontology annotation, biological process: DNA-templated transcription. Gene Ontology annotation, molecular function: DNA binding; zinc ion binding.